UAUCUUUUUAUUAUUUCAAAUUUAAACAGUGUUAGAUAAGUUUAAUUAAAAGAUAACAAACAACACUUGAAUAUUUAAAAGAAGAUAAAAUUUAACAACAUUCCGUACGAUUAAAUUCAUUCCGUACAACCGUGCGAAAAAUUCACUCCGUACAAGUCACAAAAUUUGUCAACAGAAAGAAGCAAAACGUGCAAACCGGUAGAACAAUCCGGUAUCAGUUGAUCUAUAUAUAUUUGGUGGUAAACACACAGCUUAAUUGAAGUAAGCAUCAAGUGUUACAAUGUCGAAGAAUCCGUGGCCUUCGUCCCAGCUUCCCGAUCGUUCACCGGCAGAGAUUCAGGAACACUAUGAAGCAUUGCAGCGUGACAUUACACUUAUUGAAUCAGCUCCUGUUGAGUCUCUAAAUCUCACAAAGAAUUGUGGUCAAGAGCAGGUUAAGGAAGAAGGCACUAGUUCACAAAAAAUUACAAAAAAGAUCAUUCCUAAACGAAGUGCUAAGAAAAAAGUACACUGGACGGAACAUGAACACAGGUUAUUUCUUUUGGGGCUUAAGACUCAUGGCAAAGGACAGUGGCAAGCCAUCUCAAGACUUGUUCUCACUUCAAAAACUCCAACUCAAAUUGCUAGUCAUGCUCAAAAGUAUUUUCUUCGCCAGAAAAAUAUGCCAAAAAAGAGAAAAAGAGCAAGCAUCCAUGACAUAACCUUAGAGGAUAUUGACUUAGCCCCUCAACAAAAUCAGGUUCCGCCAUUGAUUCCAAUGCAACAAUCAUCCCCUCAACAAAAUAGGAUUUCUUCUUUGGAUGUUCCACAACAGUUACCCAUUCAAAAUAGGGUUCUUCCCUUGAAUGUUCCACAACAAUCAUCCCCUCAGCAAAAUAUGGGUUCUUCUUUGAAUGUUCCACAAUCAUUACCCAUUCAACAAAAUAUGGUUCUUCCUUUGAAUGUUCCACAACAAUCAUCCCCUCAACAAAAUAGGGUUCUUCCUUUGGAUGUUCCACAACAAUUAUUCCCUCAGCAGUACAAGGAUUUUCCUUUGAAUGUUCCACAACAAUCAUUCCCUUAUAAAACUAGUGUUUUUCCUUGGAAUGUUCCACGACAAUUACCCGAUCAGCAAAGUAGGGUUCUUCAUAUGAGUUUUCCACAACAAAGUUGGCAUCCACCAUCAAAUGUUCUCAUGCAACAAUGGAAAGAAAGAAAACACACAUUGGAGGAUAGUUACUUGGCCCCUCUUCAAUAUCAUUGGGCUCCUCCUUUAUUGUAUCCUCCAAUGGAACAAUUACCAGAAAGACCACAUGUACAAGAAGUGUUCCAGCCGGAACCCAAUGGGUGCUUGGGUACUUGUUGCUACCCAGGGACGUUAGCAUUCACGGAGAAACAAAAAAUGAAUGGACCUCUUAUGAAUUCAGAUGGAAAUGGAAGUUCAUCCUCAUUAUACUUUCCAAACACAUCUGGACCCAUUAGACAAUGUGGCACAUCAAAUGAGGGUUUUAUGCAUUUCAGAGAUGGCUUUUAGAUGAAAAGUAAGAAGCCAGAUGAUUGUUGUUUAAUUGAAUUGUGAAUUAAAAGUAGUACUAUUUAGUUAAUCGAUAAAGUUUAAUCAUUCAAUUCUUGUUAUACAUUUUCCUCAACUUAUAUUAGACGCUCAUAUCUAUCUCAGCUUUGUAGGUGAUAGUGUUAUUGAUAUCAAAUCUCUUAUUUGCUGUAAAGUUGUUAAU
Lotus japonicus is the source of this 1715-nucleotide messenger RNA. RefSeq lists its product as uncharacterized. Gene Ontology annotation, molecular function: DNA binding. The transcript has 2 exons. The record is from RefSeq and is a predicted model, not a curated record. Lineage: Eukaryota; Viridiplantae; Streptophyta; Magnoliopsida; Fabales; Fabaceae. The coding region runs from base 281 to 1513 and encodes 410 amino acids.